CAUAAAAAUAAUAUUCAACAGUUGUUGGUGCAUGUGACAUGUGUGGGAGAUUAUAUAUAUUGUAUACAUUUAUAUACAAUCUAGUAACUCGGUUUCAUGUUCUCCUGAUACUAUUUAUCAAAAUAUCUAUAUUUAUAAAGUAAUAAAAUAUUUUUUCUUCAAGUUCUCGGCGCGACUAGAGACUAGAUGUGAAGCUACAAAUUAAAUUACUUUAUUGGGAGCUACCAGAUAUAAGAUAUUUUUAAUGAGAAUAAACAAUUAUAAGUGUGAUGUCUUGAUAAUAUAUUUAUUUAACAAUCAGUAACGAUUGAGAGUUUCAUUAAAAUUGAUCCAACGCUCUUUUUGACAUCAAGAUGUCUGGUGAUGACAAGUUCAAGAUCAACUUCAAGCAGUUAUUGCCCAUCAAGGCACAUUAUUUCUUCUUUAUGGGAGCAAUGGGUCCCAUCUUGCCAUACUUGUCAGUUUACGGUAAACAGCUAGGAAUAUCUCCAGUAGUAAUGGGCUCAGUCACAGGAACCCUACCAGUUCUAUACUUGCUAUCAAAACCACUCUUCGGAUUUCUUGUAGAUUAUUUCAGGAAUCAGCGUAAACUAAUCUUCAUCUGCUUUCUGAUCAUGGGAUCACUAUCGCUAGUUCUUCUGUACUUUCUACCUUUUCCAGCCGGAGAAUUCCACAAGUAUUUAAACAAAACAAUUGACAUAACUCAUUCGAAAUGUAACAUUGAGCCGUGCCUUAAUAAUCAAACAAGAGGAAAAAAUUAUCAAAAUAGAGCGAUAAGUUAUCACGCAGAUUUGACGUGCUUGAAUAAAUGCCAGCAAGAGAAAAUUUUAAACGUAUCUGCUGUGCUGGUGUCUGACGCUGGAGAGUUGCUGCCGGUUUGCUUUGACAAUGUUGAUUUUAAUAAAACAUGUCACAACAAUCACACUGCAGUUGAAUGUAAUAUGAAAUGUCUGAUAAAUAACAUAGACAUUGUUGAAGAAUACUUGUACUACAGCGCUAGAUUUUGGGGAUUUGUUAUUUUAAUGGCGCUGGGAUCUAUUUGUUUCAAUGUUGCUAAUUCUAUCAGUGACGCUGUUUGCUUUGACGUUUUAGGUGAAGGUGGCUCUAUGGGCUAUGGACGACAAAGAGUGUGGGGGUCUAUCGGCUGGGGUAUCACUGCACUAUUAGCUGGCUAUGCUAUAGAUCUGGUAUCUGAAGAUGAGCACUACAAGUCUUAUACUCCAGCCUUUAUUCUUGUCAUUGUCUUUACUAGUUUUGACAUCAUUAGCUGUACAAAACUGCAGCUACCAAUAAUGACCAGAUCAGACAAUAUCGCCAAAGAUGUCUGGAAACUUUUAAAACUACCAACGAUCUACAUAUUCCUGAUUUUCGCUAUAAUCGCUGGAAUCAUCGACAGUUUUUUAAUAGAUUUUCGCUUCUGGUACAUUGAAGAUCUUGCCAAGCAAACCGAUUUCUUGAGUCAAAUAAAAUUGAUUGAAGGUCUUGUCGUUGCUGCUCAGACACUUGGCGGUGAAGUAUUAGUCUUUUCGCUGUCAGGAAAAAUUCUUAAAAAAUUCGGCUACGGAUAUACUAUGACAUUCUGCUUUGUCUGCUAUUCAAUUCGUCUUUUACUAAUUUCUUUAUCACCAAAUCCAUGGUGGAUAGUACUGAUAGAAUUAUUCAUGCAAGGACCAUCUUAUGCUUUGUGUUAUACAAUAAUUGUCGGAUUUGCAAGUGUUGUAGCACCACCUGGUACUUCUGCUACUGUCCAAGGAUUUGCAUUAGGAAGUUUUAUUGGUGGAAUUUUGUAUAAAAUGAUUGGAGGAGCAAUGACAUUGCGCUUAUUUUCUCUACUCAGUAUUUUAACUGCAAUCUCAUACUUACUUUUGUAUGUAACUAUUUUAAAAGACAGAAUGCCAAAAACUAAAAAUGAAUCAAUUAAAGAUAAUAUUAAGUGGAAGAGUCCUCAAGAUGCAGCUGAAGAUUGUGAUACUUCUGAUAUUAAUUCGUAGUAAACAUAUUAAAUACUGAAUUUUAAGUCUA
This is a messenger RNA of Cotesia glomerata, 2022 nucleotides long. Its product is annotated as major facilitator superfamily domain-containing protein 6. NCBI's taxonomy places the organism in Eukaryota, Metazoa, Arthropoda, Insecta, Hymenoptera, Braconidae. The record is from RefSeq and is a predicted model, not a curated record. Gene Ontology annotation, cellular component: membrane. The transcript is spliced from 6 exons. Gene Ontology annotation, molecular function: transmembrane transporter activity. Bases 354 to 1991 code for a protein of 545 amino acids.